GACGAGAUCAUGGCUGUCAGAUUCCCUUUCCCCCACACCACCACCACCACCACCACCACCACCACCACCACCACCACCAAUCCAUCGGGAUUCACUCGAUGCUUGCGUGGCGCUUCCUUCCUUGCUGGAAGGGCGUCAAUCAGGAGUCACGGGGCUGCGGGGAUAUGACCAGAUCGGAAACCGAGCCCCUGCGCAUGGAUUGUCCAUACUAUACUGCAUGUACAGUACAUAAGUCAAUCAACUCGAUCGCAGCAACAAUGAUCAUUGUCCCGCGCCGGAGGCGAGCUUCUGACACUACUGUGCAUGUUUCGAUACAGGAACAAGAUACACAGAGGGAGGGCGAGAACACAAUGGCGAAUAUUCACACCACCACAUCUAUUCUAUCGACGCCGUUCGAUCAACCAACCAUCUUCCCUCGAUCGGAAGGGAUCGUACUGUGCAAAAGUACGGGAAUCGUUGGGGCAAAAGUUGGCCAUGGUAAGAAAGGGGAAAGUGAACGCCAGACUUUGGAUCGGUUCUUUUGGCUGGUUUGGGGUUGCGAAUGGCUUUCGAUACUUGACUUGCUGGGUCAUACUGGGUGGAGAUAUACAUACGCUGAUCUGAUGGUCGGUGAUACGGGCUGCACAAGCGAGCCGCCCAGCCACAAUCGCAUUAUAGUCAUGAAUCUACAUACUUGUCUUAUUCCGAUUAGGUUGUUUGUCUGUCGGGGUGAAACCCUCUGCAUAUUGUCUCAGGAGCUUGCUUAAAGAAGUGAAGGGUUCAGCUACAGCUUUCCGGGGUCAACUGGCUACCGAGAUGGAGAACACAUAAAAUAGGUAUGAGGUGAGACUAUGUGGAAAUAUGUACUGUAUAAUAAUGUAUGAGAGGAUAAUAUCUAUAGCUGCAUCCUCGAAUGCACCUGGUCCCCCUUUCGUUCAUCCUAUAUUUGAAACAUUGACU
This is a messenger RNA of Aspergillus uvarum CBS 121591, 939 nucleotides long. RefSeq lists its product as uncharacterized. The transcript has a single exon. The record is from RefSeq and is a predicted model, not a curated record. Lineage: Eukaryota; Fungi; Ascomycota; Eurotiomycetes; Eurotiales; Aspergillaceae. The coding region runs from base 99 to 746 and encodes 215 amino acids.